CCAGCUGCCAGUUGAUCGCCAGCAGUGCCGUCGAUCGGUCAGUUUCUCCCAGCCAGUUUUUAGAGAAAGUCGAAAUAAAAAAAAACAAAUAAAUAAUACAACGAUAGUUGUAAUACUAAUAAUAGUUAUAAUAACAACCAUAGCAUUACCAACAAAACGUGCGAUGUUACGUCGUGAGAAACCUGACUUCAUAUCAGUCCUGAUCUUCACGAGCCUCUGUCUGGGCUUCUGUCGGGGUUAUUUCAGCCUGGAGGUUGGUGAUGCCUGUCCCACGGAGAAUUACCGAAGUCGCUGCGAAUUGGUGGAGGAAUGCCAGACCUUGGCUUCCCAUCUUCAGGCAGGACUACUUAACCUUAAGACCGUGAUGAACUGCGGCUUUACUACUCACACGGAGAAGAUCUGUUGUCCCGUGGAGUAUGCCCAGAGGGAAUUGCGGAUAGAUUCCACAGAAUCAACCACUAGUACCACAACCACAACUACAACAACAACGACAACUACAACGACUACUCCUCCGCCUACACCAGAACCAUGGCUAAGCAUUUUCAAUACGGACCGGGAUUACCUUAAGGAAUCCAUAGAGCCCAUUAAUCGGCCAACCAGGGAGGGCAUCACAUUCCGGGACACUUCCGAGGGAGCAGACUGCACGGCUCCAUUGUACGAAGGUCAGUGUCGGGCUGUAUCGACCUGUCCCAGUGUGAGGCCCCUCCUGGCCCAGGGUCGUCUGAAGGAUGAGGACUUUACGACAUGUCGCGAAGGAACCAUUGAAGAGAUCAUCUGUUGUCCACUUAAUCUGCCACUGCAACCUCGUUUCCAGAGCGACCUACGUUUAGAUGUGCCGGGUGACUCUUCGGAAGGCAAGCAAUCGGACCCUCUGGAGUUGGCCGCUAUUGCUCGGGCGGAUAGCUUAUUGCCUCACUAUCGUCACCUGGCUUCGCUGGCUCAUCCGAAUGCCGCUUUCGAUGGUCACCUGCAUCAUUGUGCCGCCCUUGUGCUGACACCACAGCUCCUGGUCAGCGCCGCUGGCUGUGAACGACCCAGUCAUGCUGUCUUCGGAGUGGCUGAUAUGCGGGACGUUGAUGUGGACGAGGAUUAUCUGGCGGAUAUUGUGCGCCUCGUUCAAUUCCGAAAGGAUCUGUCACUGAUCAGACUACAGGAUCCACUGCGUCUGGGCAGUCAGACCUCAGCCAACGUGAGUUUGGCUCCCAUUUGCAGUCAGUUCGAGUUGACGAGGCUCCAGGUGAGCGGUAGUCUGGUGGCCGUGGGCUGGGGCAAAGGAGAAGAAACGGACUGUCCGCUGUACGAGAUUCCCAUGCGACUGCGUCCCACAUGGGUCUGCGGUGAUUUGCUGAACUUCGGCGGAGUCCAGAAUCUGGGCAGCUCACAUCUUUGUGUGGAACCAGCGGAAGGAGAAAAUGAUCUUAAACAAUUCUCCAAAAGCAGCACCUGCGCCCCCUGUCCAGCAACGGUGGGCAGUAUCCUGCACUUGGUGCGACCAGGAGGUGGUCGCUGUGCCCUGGGAAUCGCCACACCUACAGGUGCUGAGUGCGAAGCACGAACCAUGUAUUUCACCGGUCUACUGAGUCCACAGUUUAGGCGAUUUGUGGAGCAGGAACAGAGGAAGUAGUCCAUCUAUGUCAUAUAUAUUAAGUUAGAACAAUCCAAUUAAGUCUGUACUAUUACUAUAGUUGUAGAUAGGAAAACUAAGGUAUACAAAUGUUUCCGUUACUCAUAACGAAUUCUUGGCAAGCUUGACCAUAACAUAGUGGCAACAUUCAAUCAGUAUGGUAACACUGGAAAACAUCUUACUUUACUGUAAAUGCCUAAGAUCAUAACAGUAAAUAUCUAUGUACUUCGAAACCUCAAAGUAAUUGUAAAACUAAAAUAGGAAAUAAAAUGCAUAUUUAUUACA
Molecule: messenger RNA, 1909 nt
Organism: Drosophila eugracilis
Lineage: Eukaryota; Metazoa; Arthropoda; Insecta; Diptera; Drosophilidae
Exons: 4
Coding region: 164-1624 (486 amino acids)
Source: RefSeq, a predicted model, not a curated record